Messenger RNA from Scheffersomyces stipitis CBS 6054, 558 nucleotides. It is a transcript of the gene GPX3, whose product is annotated as Gpx3p. Gene Ontology annotation, molecular function: glutathione peroxidase activity. The record is from RefSeq and is a predicted model, not a curated record. The transcript has a single exon. NCBI's taxonomy places the organism in Eukaryota, Fungi, Ascomycota, Pichiomycetes, Serinales, Debaryomycetaceae. Gene Ontology annotation, biological process: response to oxidative stress. Bases 1 to 558 code for a protein of 185 amino acids.
AUGGUUCCUCAUGUUUCCAGCCCAUCGCAACUUGCCGUUGACUCCGACUCGGGCAGUCUGAAAAACCAGACAGAAUCUCCAUUCUACUCCUUUAAAGUUGCAAAUAGUGCCGGAAAGCUCAUAGAUAUAGCGAACUAUAAGGGGAAAGUGGUUUUAGUGGUUAACGUCGCUUCCCUCUGUGGAUUUACUCCUCAAUACAAAGAUCUAGAAACAUUGUAUCAGAAGUACAAAGACCGGGGGUUUGAAAUAUUGGCUUUUCCAUGUAACCAGUUCGGUUCCCAGGAACCAGAAGAUGAAGACAAAAUUGUGGUGUACUGCCAACGGAACUUUGGCGUUACUUUCCCAAUAAUGCAAAAGUUGGAUGUUAAUGGCUACUUUGAAGCUCCGAUAUAUACAUGGUUGAAGAAUGAAAAGAGAGGCGUAGUCGGCUUUAAAGGCCUCAGAUGGAACUUUGAGAAGUUUUUAGUAGACCGCAGCGGCAAUGUCGUACUGCGCUACUUGAGCACGGUUCCUCCUUUGGAAUUCGAAGAUGCUAUCGUCAAAUUAUUAAAAGCGUAG